This is a messenger RNA of Orussus abietinus, 2151 nucleotides long. It is a transcript of the gene AstA-R1, whose product is annotated as allatostatin-A receptor. The transcript is spliced from 4 exons. Gene Ontology annotation, molecular function: neuropeptide Y receptor activity. Gene Ontology annotation, biological process: G protein-coupled receptor signaling pathway. Lineage: Eukaryota; Metazoa; Arthropoda; Insecta; Hymenoptera; Orussidae. The record is from RefSeq and is a predicted model, not a curated record. Gene Ontology annotation, cellular component: membrane. Bases 899 to 2071 code for a protein of 390 amino acids.
ACUUCUGAAUCUCCGGGAAAUAAAUCGAUUUGUUAAUCGACUUAGAUAGGAAUUAAAAAUAAAAAACUAGGUAGCUUAAAUACGAUACCGUAGGUAGUUUUACAAAAGUUGGUGAAGUUUGGGAAUAAGUGCAAUGGAAGAUAAGUUUCGAAGAAGUAGAAGAACGUCUUGAGGACGAAGGGGUGCAGCCGUGAAUUGAUGAUACAUUGGAGGAACGAUACACAUUUGGUCCCCCCUUUCCCGAGGGAUAGGCGAGGUCACACUUCUCGGAGACGUCCCGGUGAAGUCGAAACAAGGAUACGAGGCAAAAAGGCGUCCCAACCGCUGCCAGAGACGCGAGCUCGCGCGCGAUAAAAUAUUCAUGAGCACUUUUAGGGUGCUCCACGAAGAUGGGUCGCAUCCAGGCCAUGAAGAGCAUCCCUUGAGGAAGAGCUCCGGAAGACUUUGUCCCGCCUCGGUGGCCGGGGUCGCGGGAAGUGAACAAAACUAGAAGAUUUCAGGACGCAUAUUUUCCAGUCUUCGGACCCUCGGAAACGAGGAAUCCCUUGGACAAACAAACGGCGCAAAGGAUACCCCAAAGUUUUUAACGGCAUCCCAAGAAGAAUAGCAGACCUUGAAGAGCACCCUUCGAAGACCGAAGAAAAGUGAUAGAUCUUUACGGACGAUUUACAAAAUCCAAGGCCCGAGGAGCGAGACAAUGAACAUUUUUAGAGGCUGCAAUAAGGCCUUGAAGAGUGUUCCCCACUUCUUCAGACCCCCCAGAAAACUGUCUUUCCUAGAGUCCUAGGAGGAUCCAGGUCGAGAGGAGCCAGACUUCAGGGCGAAGCUUUUCCUGGCUGUGGAGCCUUAAUGAGCGAAAACCGCUUCGAGGUGAGAAGCAAGCCCCAGGAGGUGCACCAUGGAGGAGGCGUGCAGCGGACUGAAUUUAAGCACGUGCACAGGGAACGGGACCAGCAAGGACGAGGACGCCUAUGCGUUCGACUAUCAGCAGCUCCAGAACAUCGUCUCUGUGGUGGUGCCGGUGUUCUUCGGGGUGAUCGGCCUCCUAGGCCUCGUCGGCAACUUCCUCGUGGUGAUCGUAGUCGCGGCGAACCCUAACAUGCGAUCCACCACAAACCUCCUGAUAAUUAAUCUCGCGAUUGCCGACCUGCUCUUCGUCAUAUUCUGCGUGCCAUUUACCGCGACCGACUACGUUAUGCCGUUCUGGCCGUUCGGCAAUAUCUGGUGCAAGUGCGUGCAGUACCUCAUCAUCGUCACCGCAUGCGCCAGUGUGUACACCUUGGUGCUGAUGAGCCUGGACAGGUACCUUGCAGUGGUGCACCCGAUAGCAUCCAUGUCGGUCCGAACGGAAGCUCACGCCUUCCUGGCGAUCUGCAUCGCCUGGGCAGUCAUCCUGACAGCCUCCAUCCCAGCCUUCGUGAUCCACGGCGAGGUGAGGUCCUUCGGGUCGAAGGAGAGGACCCAAAGGACUCCUCCUUCGGCAACUAUCGGCUCGAGUCCUGGUUCCGUGUCCUUGAGCGGUUCCCUCGCAUUCCCACAGGUGCUCGACUCGUUUCAGGACCCUUACAACUCGACGGUCACCAGGACGUCGACAGCCUGCAGGGUCCUGCCCCAGUUCAACUGGCCCCUCUUCCAGGUGACUUUCUUCCUCAGCAGCUACAUCGUGCCUUUGACCCUGAUAUGUGGUCUCUACGUCUGCAUGUUGCUGAGGCUCUGGAGAGGAGCCCACGUCAGCGCGGAGAGCAGGAGGGGAAAAAGGAGAGUCACCAGGAUGGUCCUCAUCGUCGUUGGGGUCUUCGCGAUCAGCUGGUGUCCCAUUCAGAUGAUCCUGGUGAUAAAGUCUUUGGACCUCUACCCGAUGUCGUCGACUGCGGUGACGAUCCAGAUCGCGAGUCAUGUCCUGGCCUACGCCAACAGCUGCGUCAACCCGAUUCUCUACGCCUUCCUCAGCGACAACUUCCGGAAGGCCUUCCGGAAGAUCAUCUACUGCAGACCUCGACAGGACCCCCACCAUCGUCUGGGUCCUGCGACCAGGACGACGAGAGCUGCCAGCACGGGAGACAUCAUCUAGGCGAUGCCGGGGCCAAAAAGAAAAAACGAAAAAUUAACCAGACGUGGUGCGGUGGAACCCUAAUCGUUAUCAGGCGUUAU